GCCUGGUCUCUCGGGAAUAUGACACUCGUGCGUGCAUGCAUGCAUGGUCGAUGCUUGAUCUGCUACUACUCUUCCUCCUACUCCUACUCCUACUACUAUGUCGGGCGCUCAUCUGGGGGGCGCGGGCCUGCCCGAUGUCAGUCAGGCUCCCAAGAUCCUCACUGCUACGUCCAUCACGACGAUGUUCGCACUGGCCACCGUCCUGGCUCGGUUGUACGUGCGUGUGUUUAUCAUCCGGAAUGUCGGGCUUGAUGACUAUACCAUGGUCUUGACCAUGGCGCUGUCUCUCAGUGGAUGGGCUAUCAUCAUACCGGAGGUUAUGUACGGCGCCGGAAGACACACGGUGUAUGUGGAGAAGACGGCCACAUUGGCAAGUCACCUCAACUUUGCCACGCAGGGUAUAUACAUGUGGGCGAUUGGAUUGGUCAAGAUAUCGAUUGGGCUGUUUCUUCUGCGCUUUGCACCGCGGCGGGGGUAUAAGAUCUUUAUCUGGGCGGUGAUCGUGCUCAUGCUCCUCUACACCACCAUCUGCUUCCUGACCCUUAUCUUCCAGUGCAAGGACAUCAGAUCGAGCUGGGACCUGUCCGUGAAAUCGAAAUGCUUCGCCCCGACCCAGCUCCUUACCCUGAGCUACGUUAACACAUCACUGAACAUCCUGACGGACCUGAUACUCGCCGUUCUCCCGGCCUUCAUGCUCCGUAGACAUCUGCAGGUCAACCAACGCACCAAAGCCUCACUGAUCUGCAUCUUAGGGUUAGGGAUCUUUGCCUGUGCCGCAGCCAUCGUGAAGCUGUCCUUCAUCGCAAACUAUGGCCGCACCGGCGAUCUCCUCUGGGACUACUCCAGCUUGACAAUAUGGGUUGCCGUCGAAUCCAACACGGGCAUCAUCGCCGGCAGCCUCCCCACCCUCAAACCCCUCUUCAAGAAAGUCCUCGACAGCUACAGCUACAGCUACCGCUCCCGCUCCCGCUCCCGCUCCCGCUCCAAGACGCCCUUCUACAACCACGGCGACUCCAAACCCAACCCCCAGCACUCCCUAUCCCAAUCCCGAUCUAGAUCCCGAUAUGAUCACAACCAUCACCAGCACGCCAAAUACGACCGAAAAACCCCCCAGCUCAGCACAGACCCCUACCCCAUCCCGCCGAGCACGUACCAUGGCGACAGCGGGAACUCCAGCGAUGAGUAUAUUCUGUCGUUUCGCGAUGACUCGAAUAGUAUUAUGCUUACGACGGAGGUUACGGUUUCGAGGUCUGGUGGAGGGGUGGAGGGAGGGGUGGAGGUUUCUGGGGGGAAGGGGCCUGGUAGGUCGUUGUCGGUGGGGAGUCGGUAUCACUUUGAGAAUAUGAUUUGAUUUGGUUUGGUUUUUGGGCCUGGGUUGGGGUUGGGGUAUGAUGAUGGUAUGAUAGUAUGGUUAAUAGGAGUUAUAGGUUGCGACGGACUGAUAGGUUUUGGAUGUGGGUGGAGG
Aspergillus heteromorphus CBS 117.55 is the source of this 1465-nucleotide messenger RNA. RefSeq lists its product as uncharacterized. The transcript has 9 exons. Bases 98 to 1351 code for a protein of 417 amino acids. The record is from RefSeq and is a predicted model, not a curated record. Lineage: Eukaryota; Fungi; Ascomycota; Eurotiomycetes; Eurotiales; Aspergillaceae.